Molecule: messenger RNA, 807 nt
Organism: Suillus clintonianus
Lineage: Eukaryota; Fungi; Basidiomycota; Agaricomycetes; Boletales; Suillaceae
Exons: 5
Coding region: 1-807 (268 amino acids)
Biological process (GO): protein folding in endoplasmic reticulum
Cellular component (GO): EMC complex; membrane
Source: RefSeq, a predicted model, not a curated record
AUGGAUAGGCUUUCAUUAUACCUGGAUCCCCAGAUUCGGGAUUGGGUUCUCUUUCCAAUCACCCUUGUAAUGAUACUGGUCGGAAUACUGCGCCAUUAUGUGGUCAUUCUUUUGCAGUCGCCACCGAAAAAGCUCUCGCGAGCCGCAACCCGUGAGCAACGUGCUUUGACGCGUUCCCAGAUCCUCAGAGCCACGUCCGCAAAUUCACCGAUACCACUAUCGUUUUACAAAGCUAUAUCACAACAUCUUUCUGAGGCCUUCAAAACCGGGACGUACCUGAAAGACGGACCGCCCAAGGCUGACGCGCCAUCAUCUGCUCCCAACCCUCUAUCAGACCCUGCUGCCAUGGAUGGCAUGAUGGCCGGCAUGAAAACCCAAAUGGUUAUGAUGGUGCCACAGAUGGUCAUUAUGGGCUGGAUCAACUUCUUCUUCCAAGGUUUCGUCCUAAUCAAGCUACCCUUUCCCUUGACGCUGGGCUUCAAGUCCAUGCUUCAACGUGGCAUCGAUACCCCUGACAUGGACGUUCGGUGGGUUUCAUCACUUUCGUGGUAUUUCCUCAACUUUUUCGGCCUGAACGGCCUUUAUCGACUUAUCCUUGGCGGUGAUAAUGCUGCUGAUUCAUCCCGUGACAUGACUGCGUCACCCUUUGCGGCCAUGGGCAAUGCCCAGCCAGGGCAGCCACAGGAUUUCAACAAGCUUUUCAAGGCAGAGCGCGAUAAUCUCGAGUUCGCUGAGGGUCUUCACAGUUGGGUGGGUGAAAACAUGGACACCAAGAUCCUGCGGAAGUACGGGAAGCUGCCUUUGUGA